Molecule: messenger RNA, 6912 nt
Organism: Cydia strobilella
Lineage: Eukaryota; Metazoa; Arthropoda; Insecta; Lepidoptera; Tortricidae
Product: kinesin-like protein Klp61F
Exons: 8
Coding region: 146-1132 (328 amino acids)
Molecular function (GO): microtubule binding
Source: RefSeq, a predicted model, not a curated record
AGAGAGACUAUGACGGGCGCGAUACGUCGAGGCUGAGCGGCUCGCGCUGUACGCCAGGCUGGACAAGAGGAUAGCUGAUGUGGAAGAGGAAAAGAAGACUUUGGAGGAACGGGUCAGGAAUAUCGAGUCGUGGCGGGCGGAGCAAAUGGCCGCCGUGGAAGAAGAAAACAAGAUGGCGGACGCUGACUUAGCGGAGUGCAAGGCCGGUGGACAGGAAUGUCUCAAAUGCAUGGACAAGUAUAGCAACGAGCUCGUUGAAGAAACGAUCGCGAUGAACGCUGAUAUUCGAGCGUUCUCCGGCAACAUCGUGCAGGUGACGGAACAUUACAACAAGGAACUGCUGGACCUGCUCACGCAAGCCACGGUACAGAUCGAGCAAGAGGCGAAUACUGCGAUCGCGUUGGGAGAGCAAAACACGCAACAACUGUGCGUGCGCACCAACGACACAUUUGACAGUGUAUUGACUGGCAAUAAGCAGCUGCUGGAUGCCGUCAUACAGAAGAUUGAGGCCACAGCCGCUGCGACCGUGUCCUCAUUAGCCACUGUGUCAUCAUCCACAUCCGGACUCAUACAACACUCACACGCCGCUCUCGAAGCUCACAGCAUCUCCGUAGAAGACAUGUUACAACGUACCAACGUGUUCCAUGAUAACUUGAGACAAGCACUCGCUCAGCAAGAACAACUAGAGGCAAGGGCGUUUGGAGAGGAGUUCAAGUUAUAUUCACCCACUGGUAAAACGCCGGUGCGUGCGGAGUACCGCUUCCCGCGCGCGCUGGCGGCCACGUCGCCGCACGACCGCAUUCUAGCGCGCUUCCGGACCAUGAGGCAAAAUGGACACGACGAGGAUUGCAUAGUGGUGGAGUCGGCAGUGUCGACUCGUCCUCCGUCGGACAGCGAGUCCUCCGUGUCGGAAGACUCCGCGCUCAGCGAGUUCGCGAUGCCCUCCCCGCCCGCCGAGAUGCAUGCGCCCAACAUCAUCAAGUGUACAUCCGAAACUGAUCUUUAUUAUAGAAAGCAACCCGGCAAAGAGAACAGCGCGAUCCCGCAGUACAAGCCCGUCUCGCACAAGAAGACCUCCCGUCUGCCCGCGCCCACCAGCCACAAGAAACCGCUCAUCGAGAGGAACGACUAAUACCAACUCGCACUAACUUUUAUUACCAAUAAUAUCACACUUAAGAAAACUACGCAAGGUACAGUCGCCAUCAGAUAUAUCGGAGCGGCCGAGGUGCUCACAAAUAUCUGAACACGCCUCUAUGAGAACUAUCGUUUUUUUGCUCACCAGUUGGCGCCUCUGUUGAUGGUGGUCCAAAAGACUAAUGAACAGCUGUCAGUCAUUGAAGUGGCAAGUGACAUUUGACAUUUCGAACUAUGGAAAAGACCACCAUCUACACUAGCGCCCCUAGCGGCGAAUUCAUACGCGUUAGCCCUCAUUGUCAUUGCGCUAGGUGCGUGUUCAGAUAUUUUUGAGCACCUCGGCCGCUCCGAUAUAUCUGAUGGCGACUGUACAAUGCAUACACAUUUGGUUAAUUCUACCAAAGAGUUAUGGAUUGUAAUAGACAGGAAAAAAGGUGCCAUCUAGUUUGACAGCUGCAUCGCUCUUUUGCGCCACGUGUUUUGUGGUCACUGUCUAACUUAUGACGAUCAAAGUCGGCAUGUUUGGACCCGCACAGUGCCGUCUUGUUUAGCUGUCAAAUUCGAAGAACAAAAUUGUCUUAAGGGGCCCACUGACUAUGUCCGCCGGACGAUAUCGGCCUAUCAGUUGUUCGGAACUGUCAAAUUUUUGUUCUAACUGACAGGCCGAUAUCGUCCGGCGUAUGGAUGGUAUAGAAAGGAUCGCAAUCUCUUAUGGCAGAAUUGUUGUAAAAGUGACCGCGUUAAGCUUUAAAUAAUAGUUCCCAAUCUCUCCGGUGGCGCUAGUUAGGCUCUGGGACAUGAGUAUAACAUGAACCAUAUAAGGCAACAAAUAACCCGACCAAAUUACGUAGGUUGUUUUUGGUAGUAUUUCGGUGUAUGGUGGCGCCGCCUAAUUACUGUUUUUUGAUGGACACUUUUCAUACAUAGAGAUUUGGCUCCUUUAUAUAGUCUCCAUGGACUAAAGAACAGCUGUCAGUCAUUGAAGUGACAAGUGACAUUUGACAUUUCGAACUAUGGAAAAGACCACCAUCUACACUAGCGCCCCUAGCGGCGAAUUCAUACGCGUUAGCCCUCAUUGUCAUUGCGCUAGGUGCGUGUUCAGAUAUUUUUGAGCACCUCGGCCGCUCCGAUAUAUCUGAUGGCGACUGUACAAUGCAUACACAUUUGGUUAAUUCUACCAAAGAGUUAUGGAUUGUAAUAGACAGGAAAAAAGGUGCCAUCUAGUUUGACAGCUGCAUCGCUCUUUUGCGCCACGUGUUUUGUGGUCACUGUCUAACUUAUGACGAUCAAAGUCGGCAUGUUUGGACCCGCACAGUGCCGUCUUGUUUAGCUGUCAAAUUCGAAGAACAAAAUUGUCUUAAGGGGCCCACUGACUAUGUCCGCCGGACGAUAUCGGCCUAUCAGUUGUUCGGAACUGUCAAAUUUUUGUUCUAACUGACAGGCCGAUAUCGUCCGGCGUAUGGAUGGUAUAGAAAGGAUCGCAAUCUCUUAUGGCAGAAUUGUUGUAAAAGUGACCGCGUUAAGCUUUAAAUAAUAGUUCCCAAUCUCUCCGGUGGCGCUAGUUAGGCUCUGGGACAUGAGUAUAACAUGAACCAUAUAAGGCAACAAAUAACCCGACCAAAUUACGUAGGUUGUUUUUGGUAGUAUUUCGGUGUAUGGUGGCGCCGCCUAAUUACUGUUUUUUGAUGGACACUUUUCAUACAUAGAGAUUUGGCUCCUUUAUAUAGUCUCCAUGGACUAAAGAACAGCUGUCAGUUAUUGAAGUGACAAGUGACAUUUGACAUUUCGAACUAUGGAAAAGACCACCAUCUACACUAGCGCCCCUAGCGGCGAAUUCAUACGCGUUAGCCCUCAUUGUCAUUGCGCUAGGUGCGUGUUCAGAUAUUUUUGAGCACCUCGGCCGCUCCGAUAUAUCUGAUGGCGACUGUACAAUGCAUACACAUUUGGUUAAUUCUACCAAAGAGUUAUGGAUUGUAAUAGACAGGAAAAAAGGUGCCAUCUAGUUUGACAGCUGCAUCGCUCUUUUGCGCCACGUGUUUUGUGGUCACUGUCUGACGUCAACUUAUGACGAUCAAAGUUGGCAUGUUUGGACCCGCACAGUGCCAUCUUGUUUAGCUGUCAAAUUCGAAGAACAAAAUUGUCUUAAGGGGCCCACUGACUAUCAGUCCGCCGGACGAUAUCGGCCUAUCAGUUGUUCGGAACUGUCAAAUUUUUGUUCUAACUGACAGGCCGAUAUCGUCCGGCGUAUGGAUGGUAUAGAAAGGAUCGCAAUCUCUUAUGGCAGAAUUGUUGUAAAAGUGACCGCGUUAAGCUUUAAAUAAUAGUUCCCAAUCUCUCCGGUGGCGCUAGUUAGGCUCUGGGACAUGAGUAUAACAUGAACCAUAUAAGGCAACAAAUAACCCGACCAAAUUACGUAGGUUGUUUUUGGUAGUAUUUCGGUGUAUGGUGGCGCCGCCUAAUUACUGUUUUUUGAUGGACACUUUUCAUACAUAGAGAUUUGGCUCCUUUAUACAGUCUCCAUUGUCCGGCGGACUGAUAGUCAGUGGGCCCGUUUAGACUGACAAUCAAUAUAUCUUUGAUUUUACUUACUUUUAUUUGUAGUCAAAUACCAUUUAUCGUUUAAAAGUAUUGACUUCGAAAGUUUUACGAGAGACGUGGUCAAGUUAUAAACUUAUAAAUCCUACAAGAAAACAUUAUUAUUCGACAAUUAACAGUUUUCUAGGAACGCUUUUUAAAUAGAGAAAUAGUAGAUUGUGUCACAAGGGAGCAAAAUUACAUAUUUACGGCGAGGGCGUACAAUUGAAUCCUAAACGAAGCGAAGGAUUCUAUAAUAGAAUCCCGAGAGUAGCGAGGGAUUCUAAAGUAGAAUCCUGAGCGUAGUGAGGGAUUCAAGUGUGUUACGCCCAAGUUGGAAAUAAUUUUGCUACCAUGUGAUACAUAUUACUUUUCACAUCACCUAUGAGGUAAUUAUAAUGUUUAAAACUACUAUUUAAACUAAAAAAAUAACGUGAAAAAAAUGUUAAAAUAGUGUUUUAGAACAGAAAAGUGUUACUUUGAUCCCUCCUAGCAGGGAAGAAAAGUGCGACUUUGAUCCCUCCUAGCAGGGAAGAAAAGUGCCACUUUGAUCCCUCCUAGCUGGGAAGAAAAAGCCCUUUUUCGAAUAGGUGAUGUGAAAAAGACUAUUGAUUCUCUCCUCUCUGGUUUUACUGAUAAAUAACAACAAUUGACUUAUCAAAUGGAAAGGUUUGGUAAGUUAUAUUUUAAAACAAUUAUUUUUAUUAGGUAGGUAAUUAUUGAAAAUACGCGUUUUAGAUUGUAAUUAUGUUUCUGUAAGGAUAUUUACGCGUGAGACAACAUUGAGUCGUCAAACUUUCACAACUUUUUUUUAUAUAUUUAAAUAAGGCAUAUAUUGAACUUUUUAUUCGUAUCUUAAGCGGCGCAGUUAUGGGCGUUAAUUUAAUUUUUAAAAACAAUUAUUUUGUAUUAUGUAACAACGAAGUUUAAUGCAUAGCAAACGUUCGAUUAUUAUGCAUUUAUUUUGACACAUUGAAAUUAUUGGCAUGUUUCAAAUAUUAAUUUUAGAUAAAUAAUAAGUUUAAUUUUCGGCAUUGAAAAUCUAUGUUUCUUGUCUCCCCUUAUGCAGGCAUUUAUAAAAAAAACUUAUAUUGAAAUACAGUGUGAUGAAAAUUAGUGAGCAAAUACGUACAAAAUAUCCCAUAAGUACUAUGAAUUUCGUAACUAUGAGCCAUAAAUUAUCUUAACUUUGUGAAAGACAGACCAACCAUUUCAUAUUUACUGGCUAUGUGCAGCGCGUGGUGGGGGAACUAAAACCGACAACUGCUCAUCGUGGUAAAAUGCAGUUUUACAGGCUUUGUGCUUUUGACAUACACUGUAAAGUAACUAAUGUUACCCGUAGCCGCCAGGUGGCGCCGCAAGUAUUGCAUAUAGCCAAUAAUAGUUAGAUACAGUGACACUAAAUAUUGAUAAGUUUAUUUUAUUCCUGGGUAAGUUACGAAUAUUUAUGUAAGGGUUGUAUGUUCAUGUCCAAUUUCUUGGUCCAAUGUCCACUCUCUCAUUAAGAAUCCCCGGCAAGCUCGGCCAAAUUGUACCUUCCCAUACAAACGUAGUUCCGCUCUCAUUUUAAAACUACGUGUUGGAUUGUAAUGAAACUGCACAUACAAUGACAUGAGGUAUAUCUAGUACAGUAAUUAGUUUAUAUAGCUCCAGUUUAAAACAAACGAAAUAGAGCAAAGACAAGUUUUGUAUGAAAAACUUCGCUGUAUUUUUUUUAUAAUGUUAUCUGAAGCUAAACGUAAACUCUAUGAACUGUUAUGUAAGUGUUGUUUUUAUAAUAUUGAUGACUUUCUUAAUCAUAAAUUUUAAUCUUAUGUUAAUUUCUAAUGUUAAUUCUUAAGCUUAUGUAUGUAUGACAUCCUUUCUAAUUUUGUAAUUACUUUGACUUUUAUAUUCGAAAUGGCGUAACUUUAUAACUGGACAUUGUAUAAACUGUAUAAAUUGAACUAUGUUGUAAGAUAAUUAUAAUAAUUAAGUAGUAUUAUUAAUUUUCUGUGAUUUGGCGAAAUUCUACUACUGUUAGUAGCGAAUCAAGCCAAUAUACAGUGCAUGUACACCUGUAUAGGUAGAAUCUUGGUGAAGCAAACUCAAAAUAUUGUACCCAACACCUACAUAUGUAACCCAAUAUUCAUAUGCAAAUAAAUCAUUCAUUCAUUCAUUCAUUCAUUCAUUCAUUCAUACAUAUACUAAUUAUAGACAUAGAUAUACCUUAUCCUAUUGUAAGUACAAAGUUUCAGAGCAAUCUAGCUAGUCGUUUUAAAAUGGGAGCGGAACUACGUUUGUAUGAAGAACCGAGCUCCUACCACGAGUGUCUACCAGGCCGGUUCUCGGUAGUCAGUGUUAAGCAAAAUGUGAGACGCAAAUACACAUUGGACCAAGAUAUUGGACAGGUGUGAUACCACCCUAAGAUAAACAUGUAUGUAUCUUUACGCUAUGUAUGUUUGUUUGACAUAAUAGUAGAUUGUUAACCAAGGGACGAAAGGCACUCAUUUCUGCCGAGGUAUUUUGGCGCUCGAAUGCAGUGAGAGCGCCAAUAGUCCGAGGCAGAAAUGAUGCCUUUCACCCGAGUUAAACACUCUACUUUUCAUUUCGAAUACGAGGAAAGUAAAAUGCAUGUAUUUUUUUUAAAACAUGACUAAGUAUACAUUUUUAUAGUAUUUCUUGAGGGUACUUUCAAUUAACAAUUCAGACAAAAGUAUCGUUAUUUAUGGAAUGGAGAGUCAAAUAUCAAAAUGAAAAAUUUAUUACAAAUCCAUUUAAACUCAAAUUUCAAUUGCGUAUCGUAAAAAAAUUAAAAAAGUCGUACUUCGAACGUAAAAUGCUCUAGUGCAGACACGUAUCAUUUUCUGCGCACCUUUUAGAACAACAAUGACCCUCUUUCAGAGCAUGAGAAAUGAAAAGAUAUUAUUAUGCUGUUUAAUAAAAAUUGAUAUUGCUGUGAUUGUGUGUCACGUUACUCCCUCCUCCACGUAUAUUGGAGGAGUGAGUAACGGAGCUGGGAGUGAGGAGGUAGAAAGGAAAAGAUAGAUAUAACAGGGGUAGGUUCUUUAUUUAACGGCUAUUGUCUAAAUAUGACACGCUACAGAUGGUUUAAAUUACAAAAAGAAUAAAAUAAAGUUUAUAGUCGCGCUAAUAGCACGUGCAAGGCAGGAGCACGCACACGGAUAGGCGCGCUGAUAGCACGCGCAAGGUGAGGCGCGCUGG